GAUGGACCAUGAGAAAACGGGGAGCGCAGAAGUCACGUUAAGAAAGAGGUUGGUCACCACUAGCCGCGCUCCUUCAGUAGCGCUUCAAACGUGCGACACACUUGGCUCUCUCCGUGCCGCAAAAAUGAGCGGAGCUUUUCGGUAAGACCUUUCCUGUUGUUCGCUGUCGUCUCAAGUCACCUGCGACACCUAACUGCAAAUGACGGAGAUUAAUCAACUACAGAAGAACUUGUCCAGCCGUAUCUCAUGCGAAUUGGGAUGAAAGAUGGUUUGCCUCAGACAUUUGUCGCGGAGCUGAAACCUCAGUGAAUGCAACCUGGAUCCUGAUUUUCGUUCAUUAUGGAUAGAAAUGCGCUGACGGGGUUUAAAGUUUUUGUUAUGGGAAUUCUAGUUAACACCUUGAUGACAAGUGCGCUCUCAGAGACUGAGAGCUUAGAGCUGGGCUUCACACGUCGGCCUCUGCUCCUGUGCAAUGAGACGCGGCUGCUGCUGGAGAUGGAGGUGUGCGGGGACGAUUUUAAGAGACAGAUGGCCCGUGUCGACUCCCAGCACUGGUGUAACCUGACGCAUUUCAUCAGUGAGUACCACCUGUUCUCGGCCUGCACGGAGAAAAACUCCGAGCGGAUAGGCUGCUUCUGGCCGAACCCGCUGGUGGAGGGCUUCAUCAUCCACAUCCACAAGCAUUACUUCUCCAACUGCACGCUGGAGCGGGUGGUGUGGGUGGACCCGUCGGACGACCUGCUCGCCGUCCUCAUCCUCAUCCCCAUCCUCCUCACGCUGGCCAUGAUCGCACUAGUGGUCUGGUGUAGCAAGAGAAGUGACAUCCUGGCUUAGGAGCAUCACACUUCCUGGUGAUCACCGGGCCGUGUGAUUGGCUGAAACAGGAAAGAAGCCGGGACCUAGGAAAUAAAAGACAUUCUUUCUCAUUGUCAUGAUUGGCUGAGGCUUGAAAUGGACAUUCCACACCAAAUAAUUUGUGUUUGGACGUCUUGCUAUGUUGCCAAAGCAUAGUAUUCUGGCUUUAGCACCACAAUGCCACCCUGGUUCCAUGAUUAUGGCUCAGCACUCACUACUAGCAUCCCUUCAUCCAUCAUUAAUUCCUUACCAACAUAUGUCAUUGUAUGGUGUAUGAGUAUGGUGGACCAACAGGGACCAAAAAGCGGAUUUCUGUCCCUGGUAAAAACUUUCUUUCACAAGGGGAAAAAAAACAUUCCAUUGUCUGUUGCAUAGAAACCCCCUAAUGGAACCCGGCGGAUGGUUUUCCCCACUCCCCAAGGAUGAAGCCAAGGCACUGUGGACGCUCUCUGCUCUCGCCCUCUGGUAACCCAGCGGAUGGUUUUCCCCACUCCCCGAGGAUGAAGCCAAGGCACUGUGGACGCUCUCUGCUCUCGCCCUCUGGUAACGCAGCGGAUGGUUUUCCCCACUCCCCGAGGAUGAAGCCAAGGCACUGUGGAUGCUCUCUGCUCUCGCCCUCCGGCUGGAGCCAUGCCGCCCCUGUUAAUGUUCAGCUUGCUGUUUGCCAUAAACAAAACCCUGCAAAGCCCCCCUGCUUCUGUGCUGUCUCACUGUGGAUGCUAUUAGAGACUGCGACCAAUGCUGUAGUGUGAUCCCUGGAUGGGGCGUUUUGUUGAUUCUAACGGUAAUUUAAUUUCAUGCGCUUAAUUGUCCCUGCGGAGGUGUGAACAUGAAUCACUGUCAGGACUCGAUCCAGAGCACAUGUUGGGCUGUCUGAAGAUUACUUUCUUUUUUUGGUAUUGGGGAAGUACUGAGUCACUGUACUGUACUGCUAAUUUAAUGUCUGAAUUAAACCACAUAGAUAUAGAGUA
Messenger RNA from Clupea harengus (Atlantic herring), 1826 nucleotides. RefSeq names its product receptor activity-modifying protein 3. Gene Ontology annotation, cellular component: signaling receptor complex; cell surface; membrane. Gene Ontology annotation, biological process: receptor internalization; protein localization to plasma membrane; calcium ion transport. NCBI's taxonomy places the organism in Eukaryota, Metazoa, Chordata, Actinopteri, Clupeiformes, Clupeidae. Gene Ontology annotation, molecular function: coreceptor activity. The record is from RefSeq and is a predicted model, not a curated record.